GUGAAAAAUGUCAUUCGUCCCCGCUAUUAUUCCUCCGAAUUGGGUAUUCGUGAGAAAAUCUUUAUUGGUGUCAUGACAACCCAAGACAACAUCAAUACAUUGGCCACAGCGAUAAAUCGCACAACAGCUCAUCUAGUGAAUAAAAUUAAAUUCUUCAUCAAUGCCGACAAUGUUAAAACCAAUUACAAAUUAAAGAAUAUUGUUGGUUUCACAGACACACGGGAAAAUCUGCGACCAUUCCAUGUCAUCAAAUACAUUGCAGAUAAUUAUCUAGACGAUUAUGAUUAUUUUCUAAUCAUACAAGACAACGUUUAUGUGGAUGCACGAAAAUUGAAAGAGAUGUUGUAUCAUAUGAGCAUAACAUUUGAUCUAUAUAUGGGAGCAACUGCUGAGAGCAGUUACAGCAGCUAUGGCGUCAACAAUAACGCGGGUAGAGAUGGGGUUAUGGCGGCGGCCGCUUUGUCUGGCAAUGUAAUUGAUGGUGAUAGUAAUGCUGGCGGUGUUGAUGCUGCCGCUGCUAGUAAUGAUGAGUUUCGUAUGUUAAGCGAUCGUAAUUACUGUGAUUUAAAUGCUGGCAUUUUAUUGAGCAGUAGUGUUAUACGCAAAAUGCGCAACAAUUUAGACUGGUGUGUUCGGAAUGGCAUCACCAAUGUUCAUAGUAUUAAUAUUGGUCGCUGUGUUAAAUAUUCCAGUAAUUUACCGGGUUGCCAGGAAAAGUUUCAGGGAAUUCAACAGAGGACGUACGCUUUGAAGACAAGUACAAAAUUAUUUAAAGAUUUAAAUUUAUUAGCUAAAGAUGAGGCAUUUCGUAAUGCCACCACAAUAUAUCCGGUCACAACAACUGAUGAUUUUUAUAGACUUCAUGCUUAUUUCUCAAAGUAUCAUUUAGAAAUUGUCCAUCUUAAUAGCGGAGAAUUGGAACAGAAAUCAUAUCGCAUUGCCAAUGGUACGAUAUCGAAUAAUAUCCUCGAAAUAAGAUGGCCCCUAGGCGUACCAUUGGCCAGUGCGCCUGAGACACGACACGACAUCCUCAUGUGGCAUCUCAUAAAUCGCACUCAUAUAUUUUUACCAAAUGGUGAGAAUAAUAUCGAAACAUUAAGUACAAUUGAAUCUUUAGAUUUGAACAAAGUGCUCGACAUAACCAUACAAUAUGCAAAAACCAAAUUUCCCACCAUGAUUAACACCGGCAUACAUAGUAUCUAUAGAAGGUUUGAUGCUACACGGGGUAUGGACUAUCAAAUACAUUUAAAUAUGCGUGAUACGGGGAGAAUGUCGGCGCUGACACAGAGGAAUAGUAUAAUAAAAAGUUUUCAAAUUGUAAAACCUUUGGGACGGGUGGAAGUGGUGCCAUCACCUUAUGUUACGGAAAGUACACGUAUAGCCAUACUGGUGCCUACGUUUGAACAUCAACUAGAGGAUGCUUUGGAUUUCAUAACACAAUAUGAAAAGAUAUGCAUGCACAAUCAGGAUAAUACAUUUUUAUUAAUGAUUUUCAUGUACCGUUAUGAUUCCUCUAGCAAAGGAGACACUGAUCCCUUUAAAUCUCUCAAAACUCUUGCCUUAGAUUUAUCUUCAAAAUAUAAAACUGAUGGUUCUCGCAUUGCUUGGGUAUCCAUACGUUUGCCUUCGAUGUUAAGUGAUCCCAUACCCUCUGAAAAUGUAAUGCUCAACUCUUUAUAUGGCCAUAAUGAAAUUCUAAGUGUGGCUGUAGCUGAUCUUGCCCUGCCUAAAAUUGGCUUAGAAAGUCUAGUCUUAAUGGCUUCAAAUUCUAUAACUUUCAAACCCGACUUUCUUAAUCGGGUUCGCAUGAAUACCAUACAAGGUUUUCAAGUUUAUUCUCCGGUGGGUUUUAUGAUGUAUCCUUGUAAAUUGGCUGGAUUCUGUAAAGAAUGUGAGACAUGUGAUGUUAGUCAAAGUACGGGUUAUUUUGAUAAAUGGAAUUAUGAUGUUAUAUCGUUUUACAGUCGAGAUUAUGUACAAGAAAAUUAA
Messenger RNA from Lucilia sericata (common green bottle fly), 1989 nucleotides. RefSeq names its product chondroitin sulfate glucuronyltransferase (gene Chpf). Gene Ontology annotation, molecular function: glucuronosyl-N-acetylgalactosaminyl-proteoglycan 4-beta-N-acetylgalactosaminyltransferase activity. The transcript has 6 exons. The annotation marks the transcript as partial. The record is from RefSeq and is a predicted model, not a curated record. NCBI's taxonomy places the organism in Eukaryota, Metazoa, Arthropoda, Insecta, Diptera, Calliphoridae. Gene Ontology annotation, cellular component: Golgi cisterna membrane.